GGGGGUACGCCCAGGGCUCCCUCUGUCCCUCCUCUCCCUGACCUCCCGCCUCUCUCCUGACAGCGCCGCUCGGGACCGGCCGUUCCCCUCCAGCAUCCUCGGCGGUGGCUCCGCUCCAGCAGCCAACACACGGGAUUGAAAUGACCUUGAAAGCCGGGAACAAGGGCAGCUCGCCGGAUCCCGCCCGGGCUCGCUCGGGCCGAGGCAGCCCAGCUGCAAGUGCCUCCCUCCGGCUCUGAUCCUCUUUUGGCUUUUUUUUUUUUUUUUUCGGGAGACGAAAUCCCUGGCUCCCUCUCUCCUGCCUCCGCCGUGCGCUUCACCCUCGCUUGUGCCAUCAGCGGGGAAAGGACCCGGUGAAAAUCAAAGCGCUGCCGGAGGGGCUCCCGCCGGACUGGACGGCUUCCAGGCCGGAUCCCAGCGCUGCGGCUAACAGGCUUCUCCUUGAGGCACCAAGCUGAUGCAUGAAAAAGCAGCUCCCCUGAAGAGCCCCGAGCCCAUGCACAGCCGUGAGAAACUGGAGGCAUCCCACAAGGAGAAGAGUUUGGAUUCCCUCGAUGGCAGUCUCCACUUGAGUGAAGCCCUGAAGGAUGAAGACAUCAAGAAAUGCCACCGGGAAGUGGCUGCUAGCAAGUACAACUCCCAGUACCACAAACUGUUCAAGGACAUCCCGACAGAGGAGAGCGUGCUGAAAGUUUGCUCCUGCGCGCUCCAGAGAGACAUCCUCAUCCAGGGAAGGCUUUACAUCUCCCCCAACUGGCUCUGCUUCUACGCGAACCUUUUCGGAAAGGACAUCAAGGUUGUCAUCCCCGUGGUCUCUGUACAGCUGAUAAAAAAGCAUAAGACCGCUCGGCUGCUCCCCAAUGGAUUGGCCAUCACCACCAACGCCAGCAGAAAGUACAUCUUCGUGUCCCUCAUCUCCCGCGACAGCGUCUACGAUGUCCUGAGGAGAGUCUGCACACACCUGCAGGUUUCCAGUAAGAAGAGCUUGAGUUUGAAGGAGCUGACAGAGGAGCCUGACACUGUGUCACUGGAGGUGAUCGUCCCCGAGGGCAAGUGGAGGAAGGUGUCACCUGCCUCGCUCUCACUGUCACUGCCAGACACCGACUACCAGUGCAUCCACCGGACCUCUGUCAGCAGCCUGAGUGCCAAGGAGAGCUCCUUCACCUCCGAGGAGCCCCUGGUUUCAGAAAGUGCAAUAAACACCGAGGAGGAGCUGGAGGUGGAGCAGAGCUGCGUGGCAGAGCUGAGACCCUCUGACUACCAGCUCCUGAAGAUCUUCAUUGUACUCAUCUGCCUCCUGGUCGUGUCCUCCUCAUACCUGGCAUUUCGCAUCUUCCGUCUGGAGCAGCAGCUCUGCUCUCUGAACCGGGACUACCUCUCCCGUGGGCACAGGAGGUGACCGUUACCCCAGUGCUGGCUGAGGAGAGAGGCCGAGACGGUGGCACCCUGCAAAUGGAUCCCGGUGCAGCAUCCUCCCGGCCAUGGCUAUUGCAUGUGGCUCGGCUUUCCCUCGGCCAGUAAAAUGGGACCAACUAUCUUCUCUCUUCCUACUGGCACCCAUUCCCAGUGGGACCACCCGGCCGGCUCAUGGCCACUGGUGCCAACUCCCCGUCCCACUGGAAAACUGUUUUCACCCUGGGAUGCUGCUGCACCAUAGCACCAGAUGAUGGCUCGGAGCUGCCGAGCAGUUAGAGCUCCCCUUAGGACUUGCUGCUAAAAUGGGUGCUGGUUUUUAUUCCAGACUUGGGUUUUUCUUAUGAAAAGAUGACCUUAGGCUCACUGGGAACCCCAAAAUAAUGUUCAUGCGUUGCUGCUGCUGCUCUGGGUGAGGUCUGGGCAGCAGCUCUGGGCUGAACCCGCCUGUUCAUCCCUGUCUCAGUACCCUGGGGUUGCGGCCAGAGGAAUGGUCCCAACCUGGGGUGCUGCAGGGACAGGGAGAAAGGAGCCACCAGCCCUGUGGGGCAUCAUUUAUCCCAGCACCCAAGGGUGGGGGUACAGUCCAGGUCCCCCCCCCACUUCUGCUGGGCUCCGUAGUAGUCCCCAGCCCUUCCCUCUUGGAGCAUGGGGCCACCUUGGGGUGUGCAUGUGUGUUUGUGUCCUGCAAAGCACUUUAGGGUCCCCCAGACCAGGCGUCCUUGCUGGGGACCUCACCUGGCAACGGUGUCGGACCAAGGCUUCGGUUAGCGCCGCUCACCUCAUUAAGAUGUCCUGAAAGGAGCUCGCAGCUGGCACCAGUGACCCUCCUGGAUGGCAGUGUGACUGUGCCCUGGUUUGUGUUAACCCCAUCACUGCACGGAACCGAGUGCUGCAGGAUUUGUCCUGCAGGAUUUGUCCCACAGCCUCCCCUGGGAGCAUGCUGCGGCAGCAGGUGAUACCUGUGUGAUUCCUUUUGUUUUUCUUUCCUAUUUUUUGGGAACUACAAGUGUUGAUGGGGCCAAAUCCCUGUGCCCUGGGGAAGCGAGCUUGCUGCUCGCUUCGGGCUCGGAACGGCUUUUAAAUGAAAAUAAACCCAGGAUUUUCUAGCA
Athene cunicularia (burrowing owl) is the source of this 2525-nucleotide messenger RNA. RefSeq names its product GRAM domain containing 2A (gene GRAMD2A). Lineage: Eukaryota; Metazoa; Chordata; Aves; Strigiformes; Strigidae. Bases 458 to 1399 code for a protein of 313 amino acids. The transcript has 12 exons. Gene Ontology annotation, cellular component: endoplasmic reticulum membrane; organelle membrane contact site; extrinsic component of cytoplasmic side of plasma membrane. The record is from RefSeq and is a predicted model, not a curated record. Gene Ontology annotation, molecular function: phosphatidylinositol-4,5-bisphosphate binding. Gene Ontology annotation, biological process: regulation of store-operated calcium entry.